Molecule: messenger RNA, 1834 nt
Organism: Aphanomyces invadans
Lineage: Eukaryota; Oomycota; Saprolegniomycetes; Saprolegniales; Verrucalvaceae
Exons: 1
Coding region: 135-590 (151 amino acids)
Source: RefSeq, a predicted model, not a curated record
GCGAGUCGUUUCCCUCUUGUCCCAUGCCCAUGCAUGGGGCGAUUCUGUAUCUGGCGAGCUGUAACGUCGUCACCAGCACAGAUGGAUGGCGCACUUGCGAAAACAAAUAAAACGCCCAACGCCGGUGGCCCUCCAUGCCGCCAUCGCCGCUUCCUACCACGACGACGGUCGGCGCCGGUGUCGCCGAGCCAGCUCCCGCGCCGUCCAUGAAGCGAUUGGAGUUCACGACCGCCACCAUAUACGUGUUUGACUUGGACCACGGUGGCAGCGCAGUGCCUGCCGACACGGGACCGCCGAUCGGUCUCGCGCGCCGCCAUUCGCGCAAAGAACACAUCGACUUGACGUCACCAGUCUCGUGGGCGUCCAAGCGCAGUCGGGUGCGGAAGUUCGACCACAACGAACGCAUGAACUUGCUCCAGGCGGCCAGCUACUCGAGAAAAGAAAUCGCUCGGUUUUGCUUUGACGCCAUCGACAUACGAAAGUCCCGCCUUGCCACCCUCGAUGAACUCGAAGCGAAACGACAGGCUCGGCGGCAAAAGCGCAUCAAUGCCCACCGGUCGCACGCCGCCGACCUUGCAAGCACGUCAUAAAGACGAAUUGGACUAUCAUGUAUCAACUGUACGCAAAGCUGGAGGCGAUGCCGUCGCACACAGCUGCGCCAAACAAUCACUAGCGUUAUCGUUCCAGGACGACAGCAUUCAACUAGUGACGCCCGCGGCAUCCCGGUGCACAGCGGAAUGCAGAUUGUUUCGAUGCCGCCUUAAUGAAUAACUUGCAACACAAUUUUGCCGACGUGGGCGCUGGUCUCCAUCAGUUCGUGAGCAGCAGCAGCAUCCUUGAGAGGAAAGACCUUGUACACCGCUGGCUUGAUGGCGGUCUUGGCUUCUAGCAACGGCCACACUCGGGUCUUUAAGUCCGCCGCAAUGGCUGCUUUGAACGGCACUUCACGCGUUCGAAGGGUGGACCCUGUCAGAGUGAGUCGCCGGCGGAGGAUUUGUGCAAGGUCCACUUGGGCCGCGGCACCGCGCUGGAGCGCAAUCAUCACGAUGCGGCCGUCGUUAGCCAACGCUUCAAUCUCACGUGGAAUGUAAUCGCCCCCGACCAUGUCCAAGAUCACGUCGACUCCACGGUCAUUCGUUGCGGCCUUGACAACCGCGACAAAGUCUUCCUCCCGGUAGUUCAUGGCCGCGUCCGCGCCGAACGCCUCGCAUUCGCGGCACUUCUUGGCCGACCCCGCCGUGGCAAAUACACGAUGGCCGAACGCUUUCGCCAACUGAAUCGCCGUGAUACCAAUCCCGGAGCUGCCGCCUUGGACGAGGAAUGUGUCGUUGCCGCUCAGUUUUGCCCGUUGAAACACGUUGCUCCAGACGGUGAAGAACGCUUCCGGCAAAGACGCAGCUUCAACGUAGCUCCAUCCAUUGGGCACGGGAAGGCAAUGCGACGCCACCGCGAUGGCAUAUUGGGCAUACCCACCACCGGACAGGAGCGCGCACACGUUUUCCCCGAGCUUCCACCCCGAUGAUUCCUCGGUGCUAGGUCCAAAUGCCACGAUUUCACCGGCCACGUCCAGGCCAAGAAUAGAAGACGCGCCAGGUGGAGGAGGGUAAAUACCCUUUCGCUGCAAAAUGUCAAGGCGAUUCAGGCCAGCCGCGUACACCUUGAUGAGCACUUCACCUUCACGCGGCACCGGCGUGUCGCAUGUGGCAAUCUGGAGCACGCUCGCCUCGCCAGGUGUGGUAAUGUCGAUCGCUUGCAUGGUGGAAGGAGUGGACAUGGCUGUGCGGGACCCAGUCGCUCCGGAAAUGGCCGAGGCAUCAGACUUGGUCACGCAGCG